Molecule: messenger RNA, 2276 nt
Organism: Mytilus trossulus (common blue mussel)
Lineage: Eukaryota; Metazoa; Mollusca; Bivalvia; Mytilida; Mytilidae
Exons: 4
Coding region: 306-1973 (555 amino acids)
Biological process (GO): DNA recombination; DNA integration
Molecular function (GO): DNA binding
Source: RefSeq, a predicted model, not a curated record
ACAUUAUUUUACCCAAAAUAGUCACCCCGGUCCAUUAUGACUUUUACCCGGUCCAUUAUGACUCAUAUCCGGUCCAUUAUUGAUUUGUUGCCAGUCCUUUAUGAGCACGUGCAAUAAUGUUGAAAAACCAAAAAAAAAAUGGCUGACAUCAGUGUCCGCUUCGAUUUCAAUUUUAUGUUUUGAAAAGAUCUGUGCAACUUUUCUGUGGAAUUACCUACAAGUCCAGGACUGCGUAACUUCUUUUAGCAACAUUUUGCGUGCUAUAUUUACAACCGGAACUCUAUAGACGCAGACGACAGUACAGUAUGGCAGGCCUUGUUCCUGCAAAAAUAUCGGACAGAUACGCCAAGAAUGGCGAAGACAUGCUUGAUGUUUUGUCUCAUGACAUAAUGAGGUACGAAAUGCUUGCAGAGAAGGAGACGUUCGACGCUCUUACCUCCGUCCUGCAAGGGGAACAAUCCCAUGACAAUGUCGAGCUACAUGAAAUCGAAGUAAACCGCUUGAACAAUGACAACAACAACAAUGACGAAGGUGAUCCGACGGAAACACACGAGCAGCGUGACACAGGAAGCAGUAGAUUUAGAUCAGUUUCCAAUGAGGACACAGACGAAUUUCUCAGGAAAAAUGUAAAUAAAAACACGGACUACAAAACAAGAUCAGAUGUUAAAACUUUCUACACCUGGGCACAGCAAGUAGGAGAGUUUAGAGAGCUGCAGAUGAUUCCGUUUAAGGAACUAGAUGCUAUUUUAGCCCGGUUUUACUUAGGUGUAAGGAACAAAGAGGGACAGGAGUAUGAACCAGACACGCUUACAGGAUUCCAGAAUAGUAUUGAGAGACACAUGAAAAACAAUAAAGUUGUAGUGGAUUUGAAAAGAAAUGACGAUUUCAGCCAUUCAAGAAAGGUGCUCGAGGCCAAAAGAAAGCAAUUGAAACAAGAGGGAAAAGGGAAUAAAAGAAAUAGAGCUGAACCUAUAGACACACAGGAAAUCCAAAAUCUUUAUGACAAACAGCUGCUUGGUUCAGCUAAUCCCACGUCACUACUAAACACAGUCUGGCUCAACAAUGGUGUUUUCUUCGGAUUCAGAGGUCGUCAGGAGCAUGCAUCCCUCCUUCUUGGAGACCUUACUAUGAAGCAAGACUCCAAUGGGAAAGAAUAUGUGGAAUUUAAUGAGAGAACAACUAAGACGAGAACUGGCGCCAAGUCUUCUGACUAUAGAACAGUAGCACCUAAAAUGUUCGAACAAAAAGAAAACCCAAACUGUCCGAUAAAAAUGUUAAAAUUGUACAUCAGCAAAAGACCAGCAGAUCUUCAAAAUGACCCAUCAUCCAAGUUUUAUUUAAGACCUUUGGACAAACCUAAGGAAGAUGUAUGGUAUUCACAUCAAUGUAUUGGGAAGAACAAAUUGGGGACUAUGAUGAAAACUAUGGCCGAGGCCGCACAGUUAUAUGGCCGUAAAGUCAAUCAUUCAACCCGUAAAACUUUUGCAACCAGUUUGUUACAUUCAGAGCGCCCACCUACUGAAGUUGCCCAGCUAGGCGGAUGGAAAGGAAUCUCGACACUCACACACUAUAAUUUUCCGUCUAUGAAACAACAAGACCAGGCAUCAAAUAUCAUAUCAAAUGUUGUCAUUCCUCCAUGUUCCAGCAAUCAGAAUGAAACGGCACCUGAGAAUUCAGAUAAGGAUACCAGUGACUGUCCUGAAUAUGAUAUUCACAUUGUUUCCUCUCAAGAAAAAACUCUUGAUAUUCAUUAUGACAAGGAAAAUGAUUCAGAGCUAUCUAUGUUUGAAAAACCAUCUCAGGCUUCUAGCAUUGUUAACAAUAGUAAAAGUAACAUGAUUGCCAAUAGAAAAGACUGCAGUAAUCCAUUCAGUAUUCUAACUGGCGCUGUUAUUAAUGGUGGAGUCAUAAAUCUAAACAUAUUUUCUGGGAAGAGGAAACGGGAUGACUUUUCCAGCUCUCAAGAGUCUUAAUAAUUAUCAGACAAGUUCCUAAUUCAAUCUGUAUUUGUUGUCCUUGUUGAAAAAUUUUGUUAUCAGUAAAUAAUUAAGAAAAAAUACAAUUCCAUUUUUAUUGCCUCAGAACUGGUUAAUAAAAGUAUUAAGAAAUGGGUAAUUUAAUAAUGGACUGGUUAUAUAUCCUCGGUCCGUAAUAACGGCCCGCGGAUUACUGUAAUGGCCCUCGGCGUUGCCUCGGGCCAUUACAGCAAUCCUUGGGCCGUUAUUACAGACCUUGGAUAUAUAACCAGUCCAUUAUAAAAUUACCCAUUUAUUAAU